This is a messenger RNA of Ornithorhynchus anatinus (platypus), 2105 nucleotides long. RefSeq names its product scavenger receptor class A member 5 (gene SCARA5). Gene Ontology annotation, biological process: iron ion transmembrane transport. NCBI's taxonomy places the organism in Eukaryota, Metazoa, Chordata, Mammalia, Monotremata, Ornithorhynchidae. Gene Ontology annotation, cellular component: plasma membrane. The coding region runs from base 557 to 2044 and encodes 495 amino acids. The transcript is spliced from 10 exons. Gene Ontology annotation, molecular function: ferritin receptor activity. The record is from RefSeq and is a predicted model, not a curated record.
CACCUUUUCACUAAAGCUCCCGGCCAGAGGAGCUGCAGUUCUCAGCUCCAGCUGCAGCUGCCCGGACACUCCACAAAGCAUCCUUGCCAUCGGGCUCCCGGCUUCCCCGAAGCGGCUGCACGACCCGACGUUGCCCCCGGCCUCGUCGGAGCUGGCAGGGGGGGCCAGGAGCUCCUCUGGGAGCUGGCGGGAGGGGGCCAGGAGCUCCUCCUCUGGGACUCGGCUUUGCUGGGCCCGGGGAAGGCUCGAGGCAGCCGGCAGGUCCCGGUCGCCGCCUGUCAGGGUCCUGCGGCCCAAGGGAAACUUUCUGUCACUCCUGCCCGACUGUGCCGAAGAUGGACACUGACCCUAAGUAGCAGGCCCGGCUCCUGGUCCUCCCUCAGACCGCAACAAGUCGCAACAUCAUGCCUCACCCUAGCAACUGAUUGGAGGUCUCUGGGCUGCAGCCCGGCGGGUGCAGGCGUCGGGAGCGGCUCAAAGCCUAGCGAUUGAUGCUGACCACUGAAUCCACCUAAAGAGGGACUCCUUCCCGCUCCCUUGUCCCACAGCGGGGCCAAUGGAGAACAAAGCCAUGUACCUGCACACGUUCAGCGACCGAGAGAACGGCUCCAUCUUUGAGGAGCCUUUCGAGGGGAGAAGCCUGUCCAAGCUGAACCUCUGUGAGGAUGGUCCUGGGCACCGGAGGCGGCCAGGAGGGCGAUGUGGCCAGAUUGGUUCCCUAGCAGCUCUGAAGUUUGCUGUGGUUGGGCUGUACCUGUUGGUCUUCCUGAUCCUCGUGGGUGUUUUCAUCUUGGCCGUCUCCAGGCCUCAGAGUUCCCCAGAUGACCUGAAGACCCUGACCUGGAAUGUAAACAGGUUGAACGAGAGCUUCCGGGACUUGCAGCUGAAGAUACUGCAACUGCCGUUCCACGGGGACACGAUGGAGCACAUCUGGAAGCUGCAGGACCUGCUGCAGAACCACUCGGACUCCCUGCUGCUGCUGACCGGCUCCCUGCAGCGUCUGGAGAACACACUGUGGAGCCUGCAGACUCAGGCAGGCCAGACCGAGCAGGCCGUCUCCCUCCUGCGCGACAGCACCAACCAGCAGAACGAUGCCACCCAGCUGGAGCUCUACCGGCUGCAGGUGGAGAGCAAUGGCAGCCAGCUGCUGCUGCGGCACCAUGUGGGGCUGUUGGCCGGGCUGUCCAGCCGGGUAGGUGCUCUGGGGGACCAGUUGGCCGACGUGAACGGGGCCCUUGGGGGCCUGAACCGGACCCUAUCCUAUGAUGUGGGCAUCCACCGCACUCGCCUCCAGGACCUGCAGGUGUUAGUCAGCAAUGCCAGUGAGGAUGCCCGGCGCAUGCGGCUGGUGCACAUUAGCAUGGAGCAGCAGCUGAAGUUCGAGCUGGCCUUGCUCAAUAAUGUGACCGAGGAGCUGCGGCUCAAAGACUGGGAGCACUCCAUGGCCCUGAGGAACAUUACUCUUAUGAGAGGACCCCCCGGACCGAAAGGUGAUCAAGGGCAUGAGGGGAUGGAAGGCGAGCCUGGCGUCCCCGGGUUGCCUGGCCUAACAGGUUUGCCUGGUGAGAGAGGAACUCCAGGACCACCUGGUCUGAAGGGGGAUGAAGGGGAGCUCGGAGCCCCAGGGAUCAUGGGCAUACGUGGUUUCAAAGGUGACCGGGGGUUGAAAGGAGAGAAAGGAGAGAAGGGUGAGAAAGCUGCUGACCCAGCAGCUGGGGUGGCAGACGUGACGAUCCGGCUGGUGAACGGCUCUGGGCCCCACGAAGGGCGCGUGGAGGUUUUGCAUGAUCGGCGCUGGGGGACGGUGUGUGAUGACGGCUGGGACAAGAAGGACGGGGAUGUGGUCUGCCGGAUGCUGGGCUACCGCGGGGUGGAGGAGGUGUACAGGACCGCCAAGUUCGGACAAGGCACUGGGAGGAUCUGGAUGGACGAUGUUGCCUGCAAGGGAACAGAAGAUACCAUCCUCCAGUGCAGUUUCUCCAGCUGGGGGAAGACGAACUGCGGGCACGCGGAGGACGCCGGGGUGACGUGUAACAGGCACUGAGCUGGGGUCAGGGCCUGCUGGCGUGAACACAAGAUGUCCAACGAAGCAGUGUAGCCUCCUC